ACUGUGACUAGAGUACAACAAACUACCAAAAAAGGGAAACAACGAAGCGAGAGAGCGCGAGACAGAAAGGCAGACACGCACACGCGCACGCACGCACGCACGCACACAACACAGAGGAGAGUGAGACGAGCACAUCUUCAUCAGUGUUAAACACAAACUCUCGUCAGUCGGAUCAAGUGAGUGGCUUUAGAUGUUCAAGCAUUAAGUUGAGAGUAGACAGAGAUCUCUUCAGACAUGAGGAUGAUGUUGACUGUGGCCUGUCUACAGCUGUUUUUGGCCCCUGUUUUCAUGCAAGCCACUGGUGAUUAUUGGGAUAAGUGGGGUCCAUACGGCGAGUGCAGCCGAACGUGUGGCGGUGGGGUGACCGAGAGGUUGAGGCGAUGUGUUACCCAGCGGAUUGAUGGAGGUCACAGCUGCAUCGGACCAAAGAAGUCCUAUCGCUCAUGUAAUAUUCAGGACUGUCCUGAAGGCUCCAGAGAUUUCAGAGAGGAGCAGUGCUCUCAGCACGACGGCACAGAUUUUCAAGGGAAGCGCUACAAAUGGCUUCCAUACUAUAGUGCAGAGAACCCCUGUGAGUUAAACUGCAUUCCAAGAGGAGAAAAUUUCUACUUUCGGCAUAAUUCUGCUGUGGUGGAUGGGACUCCCUGUCACCCGGGGGGAAAAGACAUCUGUGUGGAGGGACUGUGUAAGCGUCUGGGCUGUGAUAACAUGCUGGAGUCGCCCCAGGAGGAGGACCCGUGCCUGCAGUGUGGAGGAAACGGACAGUCCUGCAAGCAAGUGAAAAACAACUUUUCAAUGCGUACCCUGUCUAAAGGUUACAAUCAAAUGUUCAUCAUUCCUGUUGGAGCUACAACAAUCAGCAUCAGAGAGAAUAUACCGACACGAAAUUACCUAGCAAUCAAAAACCUGCGGGGUGAGUAUUAUCUUAAUGGACAUUGGGUGAUUGACUUCUCUCGUGCCAUGCCCAUCGCCAGCACCAUGUUAUAUUACCAGAGGGGAACGGAGGGGGAAAAGACCCCCGAGGUCAUCACCGGCCGGGGUCCCACAACCGAGCCUCUAGUGAUCGAGCUGAUCACUCAGGAGCCCAACGAGGGAGUGGAGUAUGAAUACUAUCUGCCUAAAGGACGCUUUACAGAGGGAUACUACUGGAGCUCUGGCUCCUGGUCGGCCUGCAGUAAAGAGUGUGGCUCAGGUUAUCAGUCGCGUCUGGUCUUCUGUACAAUUGAUAAUGAAGCGUACCCUGAUUACCUGUGUUCCUCUAUCCCCCGACCCCUCACCAACCGCACCUGCAACGAACAGCAAUGCCCACAAACCCGCCGGAUGGUGUAUGUGUACGAGCCGCAGUUGUGGAGGCCCAUGGAAACAACUCGAGUCUUAGCACAGGUGUACAGCUGGAUGACUGGUGAGUGGAACCCAUGUCCAGUGACCUGUGGCGGAGGUCUUCAGGUGAGGAGAGUGGAGUGUAUGUCUCACGACACAAGUGGAUCGCGGGUGGUGGAGGAUUCGCAGUGUGCCGCAUACGCCCCCAGACCUCUGAGCCAACAGAACUGUAACAUGCAGAAGUGUGCUAAAUACAGAGUUAACACCUGGAGUCAGUGCUCCGUGUCAUGCGGCUCCGGGCAGCAGACGCGAGAUGUGGUGUGCAUAGGUUCAGAUGGAGUACCGCUGGAGGACUAUCUAUGUGGGACCCAGCCAAAGCCCCCCACAACACAAACCUGUGAGAUGCCCACCUGCAGAAAUCCCAUUGGCUGGCAUAUUGGAGACUGGGGCCUGUGCUCAAAGAGUUGUGGCUCUGGGCUGCGAGAGCGGCAGGUGAUCUGUUCAGACAGACAUCGAACACUCUACAGGGCAGAAGAGUGCCAGGCAAAUCCCAAACCCUCAACAGUUGAAAUCUGCAAUGCUCAGCUGUGUUACAGGCCUCAGGAGGUGCCCAGCAUGCCAGAUCCAACAGGAUAUGACAACACUGUUCAGGGUUUCCAGCCGUACUUCAACAAUCCCUCAUUUGCAAAUCCUCAGUACAAAGCGGUCAACAGUCCUUACGGCACAACUGUCCCCCCUCACUGUAGCCAGACUCGGUACGGGUGCUGUCCUGAUGGAGUAACCCUUGCUGGAGGACCACAGAGACAAGGCUGUGCCCAGGAUGCAGGUCAACCCUCCUGCACAAGGAGCAGGUACGGCUGUUGUCGUGAUGGUGUGACUGUGGCACAGGGUCCCAACAAAGAGGGCUGUCUGGAGUCCUGGCUGCGCUGGCCUCUAACAAAAGAUCCCGUACCAUCUGCAUCCACAGACUGUCACUCGUCAAACUUUGGUUGCUGCUAUGAUGGUGUGACGUCUGCUGUUGGUCCUCGCGGGGAGGGCUGCCCCAACACCCCCAGAAAUACACAGCGCCCCAUGGCCUGUGACCAGGCUGUCACGAUCGGCCCGUGUGAUCAGUGGACCUCCCGUUACUACUACGACCAGUCGGACUCACGCUGCAUGCACUUUUGGUAUGGCGGCUGCCACGGCAACAGCAACAACUUCUUCUCAGAGGAGGAGUGUCAGCAGACAUGCCUCAGCAAGCCGCGCGUUACAGCUUUGCAACUCGCAGAAAGACGCUUUCCUGUGCGUAAGCGUCUCGGCUCCGGUGCCGGGAACAACACUCACCGGUUCCACCGACCCGCGGCCGACACCAUGCAGCAGAGUGACCCUGCAGCCAGCUCGACAUCUGCAGGUGUGAGUAUAGAUAAGUCUGACCCCUCUUCGGUGGAAGGGCUGGUUGGUCAGCGGGUCGUUUUGCCCUGCCGGGUCAGCCCACGACCUUCCUCCUUUGUAGUUGUGGAGUGGAGACGAGAUGGUGUUCUUGUUGACCCCAUCAGGCAUCAGCAGCAGCCGGACGGCUCUCUUCUGGUGGGUCCCGUCACAUUACAGGACUCCGGCUGGCUUCUGUGUGUGGCCACAAGAGACCGUGAGAGAGACUACCGUUACAUCGACCUGUCUGUCUCAGAUGCAAGAACCUCCCAGAAUGGAGCGGGAACAGAGGCAGAUUCUUCACAGUCAUACACUUCAAAUUCAUCCUCCAGGUUCACUGUUGACUUUUCACCACUGGUCGAGACUAGAGUUGGUCAGACGGCUAAACUGCAGUGCACAGUGCUGCCGGCCUCCGCCCUACACACGCUCACGAUUCACUGGAGCAGAGCCGGACAGCCACUUAACUCACUCAGGCACUCUCAACACUCAGACGGGACAUUGAUGAUAAACCAGGUGACGUCAGAAGAUUCAGGGAUCUAUACCUGCACAGUCGCAGACAGUCACAAGAGUGAAGAACGUCAGAUUCAGCUCAAAGUGUUCGGCGACCUCAGGAUCACUAAAGCACCCACUGACGUCCAUGUGGCUCGGGGUGGCAUCGCUCAACUGCUCUGCGUGGUGUCAGGAGAAAACGCCAGAGUUGGCUGGUCAAGGAACGGUGUGCCCGUGCGACCAGAUGGAUUUCACGUACAUUUGUCGGCAGACGGGACGCUCAUACUAAACAACGUCCAGCCAAUGGAUGAGGGGACGUACACAUGCAAUGCUUAUAUCGGGACGUACUCCGUCAGUGCAGUGGCUGAAGUACGACUGGUCAAAUCACCACAACAAGAUGUUGAUGGGAGUCAGGGGUUGACGCCCGACUGUGUGGAUCAGCCUGAACAAGCCAACUGUCUCCUGAUCGUGUACGCCCGCUUGUGCUCCCAUCAGUAUUACUGGAGUUUCUGCUGUGCCAGCUGUGCAAAAUACACCAGAGACAAAGACAGACGAAGACACAUCAGAUCAUCAGGUCAUGUGCAGUGAAUCCAGCAAUCUCAUUGGCUGAUUCAUCCUUCUCUUCAGCAUGCCAUCAUUUCACCUGUCAACAGCUCAACACUGACCUCAGAUCUGCAGCGUGUGGAUUUAAUUUAUACUGCUAAUGCUUCUGUGUGCAAACUGAGACCGUACGCUCAGGAUCCGUCAUAGUUUAUUUAUCAUCAUGUAUUAUACUGUCAUUAGGAAUGAAUUUAAAUAAAUCAUCUUUUUUACUACAAAGAUAUCACU
Triplophysa dalaica is the source of this 4044-nucleotide messenger RNA. RefSeq names its product papilin a, proteoglycan-like sulfated glycoprotein (gene paplna). The record is from RefSeq and is a predicted model, not a curated record. The transcript is spliced from 30 exons. Bases 235 to 3804 code for a protein of 1189 amino acids. Gene Ontology annotation, molecular function: metalloendopeptidase activity; serine-type endopeptidase inhibitor activity. Gene Ontology annotation, cellular component: extracellular matrix. Lineage: Eukaryota; Metazoa; Chordata; Actinopteri; Cypriniformes; Nemacheilidae. Gene Ontology annotation, biological process: extracellular matrix organization.